AAUGUUCUCUAUGUUCCUGAUCUACAAGAUAACCUAAUUUCUGAAGGACGGUUAGAUGACAAAGGAAUGACUAUCAUACGAAAGAAUGGUUUUGCAAAAGUUAUAGAUGUCGAUGAAGAUGUUUUCCAGGGUCAUAGAGUUGGUUUCCUGUACUAUGUUAUGACCAGGGGUAGUGCAUCUAUAGAGGAGAUAAGAGAAAGAGAAGAAGCACCAACCAUGACAGCAUAAAUGCUUUCCGUGUAUCUACAAAUUUAUGGCAUGAUCGUUUAGGUCAUCUUCACAAAGAAGCUAUUGAGAAAAUUGAACCAAUUGAAGACAUGUUAGGUAAGAGUAAUGAAACUUGUGAGACUUGCAAUCGUGAAAAUCAAGAGAGAAAAUCUGAUGAAGAUGAAACCGAAGAAGAAUACCAGCUUGAUUGCUACCAUGAAGAAAAUCCAAAGCAAGGGAAGGAAGAAACUAUCGAUGAACCUAAUGUACAAGAAGAAAAAAACGAAGAUGAACUACAACUACACUUGAUUGAAGCAGAAGAAGAAAAUGAAGAUGCCUCACAACUACAAGCAGUUGAAGCAGAAGAGGAAAACGAUGUCUUACAACCACAAUUGGCUGAAGAAGAACCUACAUUGAGAAGAUCAAAUCGUGAGUGUAUACCCAAGAAACAAUGUCCAUGUUGCAGUGUGGUCCAUUCCAGUUACAAGAAGAAAAUUCCAUCAAGUUUCCAAGAAGCCAUAAAUGGACCAGAUGCUGAAAAGUGGAAAACAGCUGAUGACAAGGAACUGAAAGCCCUGCAGAUGCAAGAUACCUGGGAGAUCGUAAGAAGACCGCCAGAGGCCAGAGUCAUUGGAUGGGUUUAUUAAACUUUGA
Molecule: messenger RNA, 861 nt
Organism: Nilaparvata lugens (brown planthopper)
Lineage: Eukaryota; Metazoa; Arthropoda; Insecta; Hemiptera; Delphacidae
Exons: 2
Coding region: 318-854 (178 amino acids)
Source: RefSeq, a predicted model, not a curated record